Poecilia latipinna (sailfin molly) is the source of this 4985-nucleotide messenger RNA. It is a transcript of the gene ndst2a, whose product is annotated as N-deacetylase/N-sulfotransferase (heparan glucosaminyl) 2a. Gene Ontology annotation, cellular component: Golgi apparatus. Gene Ontology annotation, molecular function: hydrolase activity; heparan sulfate N-sulfotransferase activity; deacetylase activity. NCBI's taxonomy places the organism in Eukaryota, Metazoa, Chordata, Actinopteri, Cyprinodontiformes, Poeciliidae. The transcript is spliced from 16 exons. The record is from RefSeq and is a predicted model, not a curated record. Bases 817 to 3528 code for a protein of 903 amino acids.
UGAGGAGCUGGUAGUGACCCAGAGCAGCUGGUGAACAGGUUCUGCUCUCUCCACCCCCUCCUGGUUCCCAGCUUGGUUCAGUCCGGGCUGCUAUCAUAAACAAGAUGGCUGCUUGAGUGUUGACGCGCUGAAGUUCAGUUUUAUCUCGAAUUCCAAACCUAAACGCCAUCUACUCCUUUAACCAAAUUGCUCCUCGAUGCGAUAACAUCCCGAGCUCUGGACAGGCCUCUGUUCUCCUGUCACACCAUCCCUCUGCUUCUCCUCCAUCUCUACACCCCUCAACGUCCCUUGACCUCCAAUUAAUUACUCCAUAUUUCCACUGACCCUCCCUCACGCAGGGACUUUUGCAACCGACAUCCACUGAUUUCUGGACAUACAAUGUUGUCACGAGUCUUGGAUGUCAUGGAUAAGUGGCCGGAGAGAGUUAAAUCCCGAAAUCCAGAGCAGUUACACUGAGAUUCCUCCAAACAAAAGACAUCAUGGAGAUGAGAAUAGUUCAGACGUAGGCCUGAACUCAGCAGAACCCCAUCUGAACAGACAUCAGAUAGUUUUACCGAGGUCCUGAUAUCCGUUUCUUUGCAGCAAUCUGAGUGUUUUUGCACUUCAGAGCUAGACAUAGAAAGCAAGUAAUGAAUGAUGCUGGCCAUGGUGACUUAGUGUAAAUGGCUAUUAAUCAGCACAGCUCAGUGACAGUAUUCACUGCUCAAUCUUCCUGCCCCUCUCAGUUCUCCUCUCGCUCCCUCUCCCCGUCGCUGCCCUUGUCCGUUUGGAUUCGCUACCACCUCCUGACCUGUCCGACCUCCUUCCCACAUCACCAUGGCCACCGGCCUGGGGAUUUUGAAGCUGCUGCGAGGGGUCCGCCAGCUGGAGCUUCACCGCCUGAUUCUGGCAUUGAUAGUCUUCUGCCUGCUCUCCAUGGCACUCUUGGCUUACUACGUCUCCAACAGCCCCAAAAUCAAGGACUCACCACCUUUACCCUUCAGUGAUUGUGGUGGAGGUGGGGGGACGCUGCUGGGGAUGGGUACUGGGGCCGACGGUGGCGAGACGGGAGGCCAGAGGUCCCCUCUCUUCCUUCCAGUGCGCCAGGGGCGACUCCAGGAGGUCAAGACGAUUGACAACUCCAGGACGGAGCCAGUGGUUCUGGUGUUUGUGGAGAGCAUCUAUUCCCAACUGGGCCAAGAAAUCGUUGCCAUCUUAGAAUCGAGCCGCUUCCACUACCGCACAGAGAUUGCUCCUGCUAAGAGUGACAUGCCCACGCUGACGGAGCACAACCGUGGACGAUACGCCUUGAUCAUCUAUGAAAACGUGCUGAAAUAUGUCAACCUCGACGCGUGGAACCGAGACUUGCUGGACAAGUACUGUGCCGAGUACGGAGUGGGCGUCAUUGGUUUCUUCAAAGCAACUGAGAACUCGCUUCAUAGUGCACAACUCAAAGGUUUCCCCCUCUUUCUACACUCGCACCUCGGACUCAGGGACUACCGUAUAAGCCCCAGUGCGCCGCUGCUUUACAUCACCAAGCCCAAUCAGGUGGAGCAGGGCUCUUUGCCGGGGGAUGAUUGGACGAUUUUCCUGUCUAACCACUCUACAUAUGAACCAGUUCUUUUAGCCACCCCUAAGUCCUCAGAUCCCCUGGCACAUUUUGGACCUGGCCCCUUGCAGGCCCUCUAUUCCACCGUGGUGCAGGACCUGGGGCUCCAUGAUGGCAUCCAGAGAGUUCUCUUUGGAAAUAAUCUCAAUUACUGGCUUCAUAAGCUGGUGUUCGUAGACGCCAUCGGCUACCUGACGGGGAAAAGACUGUGUUUGUCAUUGGACCGCCACAUCCUGGUGGACGUGGAUGAUAUUUUUGUGGGCAAGGAGGGGACUCGUAUGAAGGUGUCUGAUGUGGAGGCCUUGCUGAACACUCAAAAUAAGCUAAGAGCGCUGGUUCCUAAUUUCACCUUCAAUCUGGGAUUUUCCGGAAAAUUCUACCACACAGGAACCGAUGAGGAGGACCAGGGAGACGACAUGCUGCUGCAGCACAGGAAGGACUUCUGGUGGUUCCCUCACAUGUGGAGCCACAUGCAGCCUCACCUCUUUCACAAUGUCAGCGUCCUGGCUGAGCAAAUGAAGCUCAACAGGAUCUUUGCUCAGGAGCAUGGAAUCCCAACAGACAUGGGCUACGCAGUGGCUCCGCACCACUCCGGGGUCUACCCUGUCCACACCCAGCUGUAUGAAGCCUGGAAGUCUGUGUGGGGAAUCAAAGUGACCAGCACUGAAGAGUACCCUCAUCUGAGGCCAGCGAGGUACCGCCGGGGCUUCAUCCACAACGGAAUCAAGGUGUUGCCCAGGCAGACCUGUGGCCUCUUCACACACACCAUCUUCUAUAACGAAUACCCUGGAGGCUCCAAGGAGCUGGAUAAGAGCAUCAAAGGAGGAGAACUCUUCCUCACCGUUCUCCUAAACCCUAUCAGCAUCUUCAUGACUCACCUGUCCAACUAUGGAAAUGAUCGUCUGGGCCUCUACACCUUUGAAUCUCUGGUGAAGUUUGUCCAGUGCUGGACAAACCUCAGGCUGCAGACCCUACCUCCCGUUCAACUGGCAGAAAAAUAUUUCCAGAUCUUCCCAGAAGAAAGGAACCCACUCUGGCAGAACCCAUGUCACGACAAAAGACACAAAGACAUCUGGUCCAAAGAGAAAACCUGUGACAGACUUCCUAAAUUCCUUAUUAUUGGACCACAGAAAACAGGCACUACAGCACUUCACUCAUUCCUGAGCCUCCACCCGGCCAUCACUGGCUCCUUCCCCAGCGCCACCACCUUUGAAGAAAUCCAGUUCUUCAGUGGACUCAAUUAUGACAACGGGAUUGACUGGUACAUGGAGUUCUUCCCAUUCCCCUCCAAUGUCAGUGCAGACUUCAUGUUUGAAAAAAGUGCCAAUUACUUUGACUCAGAAAUGGCUCCCAAACGAGCAGCAGCACUGUUACCCAGAGCCAAAGUCUUGGCUGUGCUCAUCAACCCGUCUGACAGAGCAUACUCCUGGUAUCAGCACCAGAGAGCCCACCAGGACCCAGCGGCGCUCAACAACACCUUCCAUGCAGUGGUAACCGCAGCCGCCUCGUCCCCCAGAGCCUUGCUAGUUCUGCAGAAACGGUGCCUUUAUCCAGGGGCCUACGCCUCUCAUUUGGAGCGAUGGCUGCAGUAUUACCAACCCAGCCAGCUGCACAUUGUGGACGGGGCCUUGCUGCGCUCCAAUCCUGUUCUGGUGAUGGAGGGAAUUCAGAGAUUUCUGGGUGUUACUCCCAUCUUCAACUACACACAGGCUUUAAUGUAUGACGAUGGUAAAGGUUUCUGGUGUCAGCGAGUGGAAGGAGCCCGGUCCAAAUGUCUCGGAAAGAGCAAAGGCAGGAAGUAUCCAGAGAUGAGUUCUGAGUCACGUGCCUUUCUAACAGAGUACUACCGUGACCACAAUAUGGAGCUGGUACGCCUGCUGAACCGGCUGGGCCAACCACUGCCAUCCUGGCUUCACCAAGAACUCCAGAAUUCCCGCUGAAGCCGAGGGCCUCUUGUCACACGGAGUCUGUUCUCCAGAAAACUGCUCCCAACACUUCUUACUUUUAGAGCUUCUUUUCCCAGGACUCCUGAUGAAACGGGGGUGGGGGUAGAGGAAAACGGGGGUAGCUCCAUGAACACUCUCUUGUUCUGUUGCCGACAUCGGUCUGCGGCGCAGGACGCAUCAGCUGAGAAUCAAAGAUCCAAGGGACUCGAGCUUUAAAGACAAAUGAGUCAGUGACUGAAGACUGAAGCAGUGGGUUGGUUACCUGUAUGGUGUAACACAGGGGGUUAGCAGGCACAGGCAUACUGAUGCUCCCACAGAAUGGAGUUAGGUCAGAGGUCAGACAGGUUGAAGCAGACAUGCUGAUCCUCAUCCACAUCUCUCUCUCUAAAACACCAGUUCUACUUGAUAAUCAGUCGGCAGGGCUCCAACUGUGGACUCAAACUAAAGGCUCUGCAGGGAUCUAGUAAAAUAAUAAACCAAGUGAUACACACACAUUUAACUGGCCAACACCUGAAAACAAGCUGUAGUUUUUUUUUGUUUUUUUUUUUUUGGAUUUGAUCAGAUUAGAACAGUUCGGUAUGCGUGGCAUCAGUGUUGUGAUGGAUUUUCAACCCUAUAAUCAACAUCUGGGACUCUUCAUGCUCGGUGUUAUCACAGCAGACACACAGGGAGGCUAAUGAAUAUAGGGGUUUGGUCCAGUUCAUAAGUGUCCCAGUGCUACUGGAGCUCCAGUUCUUCCCAAUUCCACCAGUCAAGCUCUGAACUCCAGCAGCAACAUUCAGAAAUCUCAGCACCAACUCUUCUCUGUUGGACCAGAGGAAACAACCACUUUCAUCAGAGACUGGAGUUGGACCAACAACCAAUUCUUAUUUUUAUGAACAGCAUGUUUAAAAAAAAAUAAAAAAAAUAAAAUAUGACCUGAAAAAAAAAACAAAAGCUAAGAAAAACAAUUAAAAGGUGGAUUGAUCUGUUGGACAGCAUGGCUCUGUUAUCGCUUAUCUUGCUGCUGUUUUGUUUUAAAUCACAGCAUCAACUUAUGCCUCAGCACUUUCAGGUUAAACACCUGCCUGAUGCUGUGUUGACGUUCUGUUUGCAUCUCUGUUGAUAUAAGCUGAACAGAGAUGGGACGUGUUGAGUCAUUUUAAGGAGCGCUCACUAACAUUAGUAUUUGGAAGUAAAAUUGGUGAGCGCAGCACAUCUGGAACAGAACUAGCACGCUGAUGCGCUAGGUCCGAUGUUGCAGAAAAUGUUCAAAACCCCUGGCUCGUCGAGCCUAAUCAAACCUCUAAAUUUUCAUUAUUUACAGUGUAAAUUUCCUCAUGGUCGCCAUCUUGACUAAAUCCCAAAGUUUUUGCCUGAGAAUUGCGCAUACAGGCAUUUUUCUUUUGUUUUAGUGAGAGUGGCUGCACCCCGUUCUAAAUCUGUGUACUAACCUGGUAAAGCUGAUGUCA